CUGAUGCUGGUUACACGGAUGUUUUAUGUUUUUAAUUACAGUACUCUGUUAACAUUCUGUAUGACCACUCGUGUCUGUGUUUAUUUUGUUGUAUGAGUUUUAAUUGAUUUUACAAUGUUUGUGGAAAUGCCAAUGGUGGCAAGAUGUUGUUUCUGCGCACCCCUUAGAUACGGACUUUUGAUAUGGGCUUAUAUUAAGUUGGUAACAAGUAUACUAGCAUUUGGCAUAACUCUAGUGUGGAUGUUUCUUUGCUUUUUACGGUUUGGACCGUUUAAUGUGGAUGAGAUUUUUUUACUGAUAUUGAUUGUCUCUACCCUAAUUAGCCUGAUAUCUGACAUAUUCUUCAAUUUUGUACUUAUUUUGGGCACUCAUAAGAAAAACCGAUCAUUAUUGUAUUUAUAUUAUCGUUAUGCUUUCGCUCACGCUGCUAUCUUUUUGGUGCUGGGAGUUUUAUGGAUUGCAUAUGCGAUUGUGGAGAAUGGAAAACCAUUGAGCCAGCCUGACUCUGUUAUAUAUAUUCUGUGUGUGAUCUUAUCAGUUAUCGUUCCUUUAAUUUUACAUGUCUAUCUCUUCAUAGUGCUACGAAGUGAGUUACACAAAUUGGAGGCAAAAGAACAAAUUAAGUUUGAUCCAAUCACAGAGUACAAGGCGCGGAAAGAGCAUACCAUAGAGCAAAAGCCGAAUCUGGAAAAUUAGAGCUUUUAUAACACUAUAUUUCAAUUUAAAAUAAUAUAGUUUAUAAAUAAGAAAAGUGUUUUAUUGUAACAUCCUGUAGAUUUACAAAUUACUAGGGACGGCAAAUUAAUAACACGCGACCACUACAUAAAUGGAUAGGCGUUUGUUUGGAAAUGAAAGCUUUUGUUUCUUGAUUUAAACGCGCCUGAUGAUGUUAUAAUACUUAAUAUUAUCUAUAUUACUAGUGUAUAUUAUUAGUAGGAAUCUACACCGUUACAAAGCGGUAACCGGUACCAUCAGCGCCAAAAUGGCGAAAAUCAAAUAGGCACAAAAUACUACGUCUUAUAGCCAGUCCAUUAAUAGAGGUCCACAAAUACACAAAUUAGGAGUAGCUUAAUUUUUGCAUAGAUUUGUGAAU
Molecule: messenger RNA, 1093 nt
Organism: Papilio xuthus (Asian swallowtail)
Lineage: Eukaryota; Metazoa; Arthropoda; Insecta; Lepidoptera; Papilionidae
Source: RefSeq, a predicted model, not a curated record